AUGACGCCACUAGAUUGGCCUGAAGCGUUUGUAGCACACCUAAUGUUUUUUUUGUUGAGAAGUUUCGAUUGGAAGAGCGGAAAAGCACAUCGAAGUGGGAAGCUCAGGAAAAAAGGUGACGAAAGUUGCGUGCUGAGGAUGUACUGGAUCGCCUCGAGGCACCUCGUUGUUGCUGAUUACAACAAGUUUGGAUACAUUUACAUUGUAUGUGCGACCGGAAAGUCUGCUCCCGAGAUGCUUUGUAACUGGAGCCCCGCAUGA
This is a messenger RNA of Peronospora belbahrii, 261 nucleotides long. NCBI's taxonomy places the organism in Eukaryota, Oomycota, Peronosporomycetes, Peronosporales, Peronosporaceae. The record is from the annotation of a GenBank genome assembly.